Zingiber officinale is the source of this 348-nucleotide messenger RNA. RefSeq lists its product as uncharacterized. The transcript is spliced from 2 exons. The record is from RefSeq and is a predicted model, not a curated record. Bases 1 to 348 code for a protein of 115 amino acids. NCBI's taxonomy places the organism in Eukaryota, Viridiplantae, Streptophyta, Magnoliopsida, Zingiberales, Zingiberaceae.
AUGGCUUUCGAUGGACUACCACAUGGGUCCAUCCCCUGUUUUGCUGACUUCAAGUAUGUCUUCCUACGUCACUUCGCCAACAGCAGGAAAUAUCAAAAGAUAGAUCACUGCUUGUUUGCCCUCAAGCAGGGAUCUGCGGAGCCAUUGAGAAGCUAUAUUAAGCGCUUCAAUCAGGUGGCUCAGGAUGUUCCUUCAACCACAUCCGAAAUACUCAUGAGCGUCUUCUCCCAUGGGUUAACUAAAGGAGAGUUCUUCAAGGAUCUCAUUAGGAAUCCCGUAAAGAAUUUUGAUGAGAUGCUGGAAAAGGCGGCCAGCUAUAUUAAUGUGGAGGAAGCGCAGGCGGCGUGA